Molecule: messenger RNA, 2861 nt
Organism: Gryllus bimaculatus (two-spotted cricket)
Lineage: Eukaryota; Metazoa; Arthropoda; Insecta; Orthoptera; Gryllidae
Source: the annotation of a GenBank genome assembly
UAAAGAAAGGGCGGGGACGGGGAUAUGGUUUUAUAGCUGUCGCAAAGUAUGGUUGUGGUGUGGUUUUUUUCUCAGAAUUAAGACUCGUGGUUAUCAAUGAGCGUGAAAAGGGAAAGUUUGCUAAACCAUUUAUAUAUGUACGUAGGCCUGAUGCAAACAAAGUUCAAAUUAUUAUUUCCAUUCUGUUUGUAGUUACAAACACUGUGUAAAUCCAGAGGCAACUUACGUAAUACAAAUUCUUGAUCUAAAAUUAGGGAGUUAGUAAGCGAAUCCUUGUACGGCAUUGGCAUAAUAAAAAUCCUUUUAUUGAAAAAAAUGUCUCUUCUUUGUUCCGCCGUUCAUUUCGAAACAUCGUUAUUACAUCUGAAAUUAAUAUGAGAGGACAAAUAAUAGUUCGCAAUACUUUGCACCCACAUAUGUGCCAAAAUGCGAUGCAAUAAAAAAUAAACAUUGUUCGAUGAAGAUUAUAAGACUUGUGAUUAUAAGAAUCAUGUCGGGUACUUGAUACUGAAGUUCUUUUGAAGGUAUAGCUCAAGAUUCGUGCUGGUGCUAAAAUAAUAAUGUAUUGUAUGCGCCAUGCUCGCGUAGUGCUUGCGUACGGAAGUGCAACUCGUGAUAAGCAGCGAAACGUUACAUGAUUAACAAGCAUGAAAACAAAUAGCAACACCUGAUGGAAGGAUGUCUGGGUGCUAGUAAUUCAGGGAGUGUGUCUCCAGAAACAGUUAGACGAUGGAUUGUUAACGUUGAGAAUGUAUUGAGCACCCAUGUUGGCAGACAAAAGUUUCAAGACUUCUUACAAAAUUGCAAUGGAUUUGAAGAAGGAAUACAGCUGAUAACUUUUUGGGAAAUGUGCCACAAUUUAGUCCCAGAUGAAGAAACUAUUUCUAAGAAAAGGAAAAAGAAAAGAUGGUAUUCUUCCCAAAAAGAAGUGGAUGAAGCAGUGUUUAAUCAAGCAAAUGAAGUAUUAUCAUUUGCAAAUGAAAACAUCAAUGUAGACCCUGGCCAUCUUGAACGGAUAAGCAGUGCAAUUGAAAAUAAGAACUAUAAGCAACUUAUGAGCUCUAUUUUUGAAGUAAAAAAGGAAGCUGGUCUUCUAUUGGAAAGAUAUCAUGCCCUUUUUAAAGAAAAUUUAUUGCAACAACAAGGAUUUACGCACUCUUCGUAACGUGAUUGUAAUUUUUGCGAUAUGUACACCUCCCCCACCUUCAUUCAAAGUUUCCAAUAGCGGAUAUGAAAAUAAUUCACCAGACAAACUCAGACUAUGAUUUCUUACUAAGUAUUGAAGUAUUGCCACAUUUUACAUCCUGCACAGCACGCUACUACAGCCAACUAAUUGUAAAUGUUAAAUUCACAGGAACUAAAUUGAACCCGGUGGACCAGUGAAUGGCUUGCCUUGUCUGCAAAUGACACUUGCAUGUAUGGCUAAUAUAAAUAUAAUGGUAAUGAUGUAAAAUAACCAUAUUGUAAAAGAUAGUCUACCGCAUUUCAGUGCAUACAGUGUAGUGCAGAGGUCGGUUUCGUUAUUACAAAUUUGCAUUACUGCUCUAUUAACUUUUCACACUUUACCAUGCCUUCAUCUUUAGUACUUGUCUGGUGAUUUUGUAAGUCUAUUCAAUUGCUGAUAUUUCUUCAUGUAUUUAGCUCAAAGCAAAGUACUUAUAAUGUGAACAGUUGUAAAAUGUGUUGUUUUUAGAUGUUACUGUAAAUAUAAGUUGUUUUGAAAAUUGACGUUAUAUAUUUCUACACUUUUUGGGAAAAUCAAUACCAUUUAUUCUUUAAAUAUAUACAUAUAUUGUUAUUAACGUACAACAGCACACAUAAUCUUUCAUAUUUCAACAAAAUUAUGUAAAAUACAUUUCAAAAUACAACAAUUUUUAAAAGUUCUAUAAGACUACAUAAAAUAAAUGCAACAAUUCUUAACAUAUCUGUUUUGAUACAUCACUCAAUUGAUGAUACGCAGAUCUUUGGCAUUUGAAGUGCAAAGUGAAAAUGCAGAACAUCUUGUGUUGCCUGACAAAUGGAAGAUUGUCACAAUACUUAGCAUGGAGAAUUGGUCUCUAGUUUUGUAUAGAAGUAGUUUUAUUGUUUCGUGUAAAUUGCAUAUUUCAAAAUAUAGAUAAAUAGUACUGCAGCUCCAGAUGCAUAUAUACCGUCAAAAGGUAGAAAUCGAAUCUACAACUGAGCUUCAGAGAACACAUAAUCCACAACCUUGAUCUUUAGAGUAUUCAUUCUACAUUAAAAUAAUGUUUUUCAAGAAACUGUUUAAUUACCUUGCAACCAUUCAUGACUAUGAGACUUACAACCCAUUCAACAUUGUAUUUUCCAGUCACUUUUCCUAAAUGUAUAAAAUCAACCUCAUGCAAUACUUGUUACUGGUGCUUAAAGAUCAACAGGUAAAAAACAUUUGCAUAAGUCAUCAGCAAUAAGUAAUACAAUAUUUCAGAGGAUAUUAACUCAAGUAGUUUUGAGAUCCAUACCUCCUGUAGCUUGAAUAAUGGGCCUCAAAAAAAAAAGUCAUUGUUUGCCCAGCAAAGAAUAAAACAUCUUUUGUCAUAUUGUGGUCCCUUGAACAAGGUACAAAUCAUCUCAUUAAAAAUUACUUAUGUUGCUGAUUAAUGGUUGCAAAGUUUGUAAAAGUUUCAAAUCUAACAAUCUAAAAUUCAACUGGCCAUGCAAUAUUAAAUUUCAAUAUUUAUAAAAGUAAUACUAGAGAAUUAAGUUGUCAAAUUUGCAACACACCAAGUUAGGAGUGCACAAUUAAAAACAAAAGCAAGACCUGACAUGCUGCACACAAUUAUCAUUCAUCUACAACAUUAGUUCUCUCACUUGCAAUUUUUUUUUUUUUUUUACUUUCCAGUUUU